Clavispora lusitaniae ATCC 42720 is the source of this 2910-nucleotide messenger RNA. RefSeq lists its product as uncharacterized. Gene Ontology annotation, biological process: positive regulation of TORC1 signaling. Gene Ontology annotation, cellular component: cytoplasm. The record is from RefSeq and is a predicted model, not a curated record. NCBI's taxonomy places the organism in Eukaryota, Fungi, Ascomycota, Pichiomycetes, Serinales, Metschnikowiaceae. Gene Ontology annotation, molecular function: protein binding.
AUGCAUCAUACACAGUCUCAACAUCUAGUGUUCGCGUUCACAUUAUCGGCUUUUAUAUUCCAACACAUGAGCGGAACUAUUGUGCGGGCACUCGGCUGGGACGAUGGCUACACACAACGUUUCCUAGCAAUCAACCCGUUGGGCGAUGAGGUGAAUCUCUACCAGACUGCAGGGGAGCACGACAUUACGAAGGUUCACUCAUAUAGUGGCAUUGACCAUAUCCAGUGCAUGUCCUACCUGCGACGCCAUGUUGGAUGGACUGGGGUCGGGACAUUGGAUGGAUCUGUACAUGUGUUUGAUAUGGCUGGCGGAGGCGGGUCAGUGCGGCUACAUGUGCGGCAAAGCCGGCCGUGCAAUGCUGUGACCUUCAAUGAUGGCACAUUAGUUGCAGCCUCCUUCGACAAGAGUAGACACGAUAGUCUGUUGCAAGUGUGGGAUAUGGCGCGGCAUGCUCGCGUCUUUGGUGCAGAUUCCGAUGGCGGCGGACGGGCGGCACACGGGUUUUUGGCCAACGAGGCCACGGUGCUGGCGGCGUUCGACCGUGCAGACCCGGGCGGCAUGCUUUUGAUGGCCGGAGGCUACAAACUGUUGCGCGAGUAUGACAUGCGCGACCCUGGUGGGGCGCCUGUUUUCCAGGUGGCCACCCGCUGCACGCUGGGGCUUGCAUUUGAUCAUUUCCUGCCCCACGUUUUUCUGUCAGUGGCCGAGGAUGGCCUGGUGGCGAUAUGGGACCGACGCCGGCUCACCUCAGGCGGGCAUGCUGCGCCUGCUUUACAUUUUGCCAAGUUAGUUGCUGCGCUGGUGCGGCGUGGCCACGCACCUUGCAUGCGGCACCUGACAGUGCGCCGCGGUGAGUUUGCGGCAGUGUUCAACGGUAAUCUCAUUCGGCGAUGGAACACAGGCUGUGUGCCCAAGAUGGACGAAGCCUCGGCGCCCACCUUUUUGCCGCCGGCAUCUUCGUUGUCUACUCUGUCAGCAUCUGUUGUUGCCAGCUUAAAAGCGCAAGCGGCCGAGAUGUACGCGCCGUCUGAAGAGCUGAUGUUCGUGGCGCUUGUGCUUGACUGCAAAACCGAGUGGCCGCGAGUGGCAUCAUUCGACUACCUGCCCGACACGACGCUGCGCACGUCAACGUCAUUUGUGUGCUUGCGCGAAAAGGGCCUGGUUUUUCGCAUGCCUGUAGUGGAAAGCAUCGAAGCAUUGGACUUUGACCCGCACAAUGGCUUCGCGCUAGCUGGGCCAGAGGGCACGCAUUCACACACAGUGCCGCCGCUUCCGCAGUCAUCUACCAGCCCACACUCGCCCCGCUCGUCUCGCUCACGCUUGCUGACACCCGAUUCUUCUGGCGUCCGUGCACAUUCGCCGGCAUCAUCGCAUUCGUCGUCGCCACCAGCAGCACCUCUUAGGCAUAUGUGGGCGCUCGAUGAUGUUUUACGCAGCGACGUAUGUUCAGCCGCACGGGCGCGCGCAGAAGCCGACUAUGGAGCGGACUGCGACGCCAAUGCAGUGGUGGUGGCCACAGAUGAGGCGGCCGGCGCAUCACUGCUGCUUCGCCAUACAUGGCAGUGGCUUCUGCUUGCCAAGCGCCUGUUGGACAAGGGAACAAUGGUGCGUGAUGGCGUGGACUUGGGUUAUGUUGGAGUAUUGGCGGUAUGGGAAGGAGCAGAGGAGCUACAAGGCCAGACACGUGACGCACACGGCGGAACUGUUGAAGAAGCACGGUUUGCAAGCGCAGUACGCGCCAUUGUAGCAGCCAAGGGCGACAAGAGCGCAGGCAUCAGUGUCUCUGAGACUGCGCACCGCGCACAGCGCCAACUCUGCCUUCUCGUGUGCGGAUGGUACCUUGCAGCGAACGAGCUAGACGCGCAAAUCGACCAGUUGGCGCGCGACGGCCAUGUGGAGAAGGCGGCAGCAUGGGCUGUGUUCCACGGCGAUGUUGCGCGAGCCAUUGACAUUCUCGCCCAUGCUAAACACGAGCAACUUCAGGUUAUAUCUACUGCGGUUGCCGGAUACCUCGCUUACAAAGACUCCCGCGUCAACUCACCGUGGAAUGAUCAGUGUCGUAAAUUGGCGCUGGACUUGGACCAUCCAUACUUGCGUGCCAUAUUCGCAUUUAUCGCCGAUAAUGACUGGUGGGAUGUUUUGGACGAACACGCGUUGCCGUUGCGCGAGCGACUUGGCAUCGCCAUCCGUUUCCUCUCCGAUAAGGACUUACAUGUCUAUUUACACCGUGUAGCAGACACGGUAGUGGCACGUGGAGAACUCGAGGGCCUAAUAUUGACAGGACUUACUCCGCGGGGCGUGGAUCUUCUUCAACUGUAUGUGGACCGCACAUCCGACGUGCAAACAGCUGCCUUGAUGGCCGCGCACGCGGUGCCGCGCUAUUUCCGUGACUCUCGUGUCGACCAUUGGACUGACUGUUACCGGCUGUUGCUCAAUCUGUGGGGAAUGUUUCGCACCCGUGCACGCUUCGAUGUGGCACGCACUCGCUUGGCCCGCACAUCAUGGGGUUCCCCUGCGCUCCGCCCGCCGCCGCGCCUGGUGUACCUCCAGUGUCAGCGCUGCAACAAGAACAUGUUCUCGGGAAAAGCGCCUAAAGCGCGCGCUCCGAUGCACAAACAGUUAGCACGACUCAGUCUAAAAGGAACAGAUCUUCCAGUAACACUGUGCCCUCAUUGUGGUGCGUCUUUGCCACGAUGUGCCAUUUGUCUACUCACUCUCGGAACCUCAGUGCCAGGCGUGGUGCGCGACCUGGAUGCUGCGGGCGAUACUGGAGCCAGCCAUUUCGGCAAUAAGUUCAGUUUUUGCCUCACAUGUAACCACGGCUACCAUGCCCACCACGCAGAGGAGUGGUUCAGCAAACAUUACGUGUGCCCAGUUCCAGACUGCAACUGUCGCUGUAAUAGCAAAUAA